Molecule: messenger RNA, 1030 nt
Organism: Ambispora gerdemannii
Lineage: Eukaryota; Fungi; Glomeromycota; Glomeromycetes; Archaeosporales; Ambisporaceae
Source: the annotation of a GenBank genome assembly
AUGCCAACUAUAAUCGAUCAUGAACUAAGCCAACAUAAAAAUAUAGAAUUUUCUUCUGAUCUUUCGGAUAAGUCUCUCAAUGCGUAUACAUUAUUGCAAGGCACAGAGGAAGUACUCGAUGAAUUCGAGGAAGAAGAGUAUGGCGUAAAAAAUGAUAUUCAUAAUAUAGUUGAAGAACAUUCGGAGGUAGAACAUAUCAGUGAUAUCACACACACUGAGAUCGACUAUCUUGACUUGGGGAACUUCAUUGAACAUGAAAUCCAAGAACUAACGGCUGGCGCUCACAUUGAUGGAGUAGCAAAUAUAAUUUAUCAGACUCACUUGCUGGUGUGUUUAGAUGUCACUAUGGUUCAAAGUAAGACAGCGAAGGAUAUUGCUGAACUUGUAAUCACAGAAAUUGAAAGCGGAGAUGAUUACUCAUGGAACUUUAAAAAAGCUGACCUAUCAAGAAAAUUUGGAAGCACAGUUGGUCGGUUCUCUUACGUGUGCUGUCAAUUGAAAGAAGCACAGAGGGAACAGUACAAAGAUUCCAAUCACAAGAGACGAAUGCGUUACGAUUGCAAAGGUAAGAUUAUAAUACGAGUUGAUACAAUCCUUAACGUUACAACCGUAGACAUCUAUCACGGAUCCCUCCAUCCCCGUCCAAAUCUCUGCAUUGAGACACCUGAAGAACUGCGACAAGAAAUCAAAAUAAACUCGCACCUUACCAUUGUAGACUUGAAAAACCAUCUGCGAAAUAAAGGGUUUGAUAUCUCAAAGUAUUCACCCAAACGCAUUUAUUAUUGGAAGUCCAUGGCAGUUCAGAAAUUAUUUCAACGUAAUAAUAAUCAUGUUGAAUUCACGUGCAAACUGCUUAGUGAGCAUGAAAUUCAUGGCUUUCACUGGUGUCUAAAUAUAAAAGAUUCAGAAGCUACAGCCAUCGGUUUCACCACUCCACUACUAAAAGAGAUUAAAAAUCGUAACAUUAGCAUUACUGAAAUCUAUCUCAAUGCAACUUAUAAGACUGCAAGAGGACGCUAUGAACUUUAUG